Molecule: messenger RNA, 798 nt
Organism: Aspergillus niger
Lineage: Eukaryota; Fungi; Ascomycota; Eurotiomycetes; Eurotiales; Aspergillaceae
Exons: 2
Coding region: 1-798 (265 amino acids)
Source: RefSeq, a predicted model, not a curated record
AUGGCUCCUUCUUUCCGGGUGAGUCUGCUCUUUGCUGUUCCGUCUCGGACCGGCGCAGCUCAUUUAUCAGCACAAACUCAACGCGCACCGUCUCUGAUCGCGCACAGCCCGACCUACACCAAGACUCAAGUUAUGAAUCCGCUGUUUUGCCAAGUCUGCGACCAUUUUCUAACCUCCCGACGAUGGUACUGGUGGGGAGAAGAGAAGAAGAUGUCUCUGUCUAAGCCAUACGUGCACUCCUGCACGGCCAUGAGGAUUGGCCCCGGCGCCAAGGCGCAGCCCUUGCAUCGCGAUGAUUACAUUAACCAUCGCUAUCAUGCCGAAAUUGGCCAGUGGGAUGAUGUGCGGGAUAUGGAGCGCGAGUCUGCCGUUGGUCUCUUUGUAGCUGGCUGUCGCGUCACCCGGGAGAAUGGUGGAACGCAGUUUAUUCCUCGCAGCCAUCUCUGGGGCACAGAUCGCACUACACCUCCAAAGGUCGAGCAAUGUAUUUUCGCUGAUAUGGAAAAAGGCGAUGGCUUCAUCAUGCUGGCGUCGGCAUUCCAUGGAGGGGGCUCGAACAUCACCAAAGACGAGUACAGGCUAGUCUUCGCCUCGUUCGUUGUUCGAGGCUACCUGCGCCAGGAAGAGAACCAGUUCCUGGCGGUGCCGGCGGAUGUCGCGCGCAGGUAUGACCGGGAGACUUUGGAUUUUAUGGGCUAUGCCAUGAGCGAGCCAGCUUGUGGUUACGUGGAGCAGAUGGAUCCCAUCUAUCAUCUUUGCCCGGAGCUCAAGGAAAAUGAGCGGCCGCGGGACUUUUAG